AUGGGCUUCGAUACAUCUGAUGUUGCGGACAACAUCUCCCGAAUCUGCUACAUGCUCACCGUCUUCUUCAACUCUUCGCUCAUUUAUCUGACCGUUUACUGUACCAAACAGAUUGUUGGCACUUACCGAAACAUGAUCGUCACCUUCGCGACAUUCGGAAUCUCUUUCUCCUCUCUCGACAUCCUGGUCAGACCGUUAUUUCACUCUUUCAAUGGUUGUUUCUUGUUUUUCACGCUGGGCAGCAGCUUCAGAAGUUCCAAGGUAGCAGCUGAGUAUGCUUUGUGUACGAUUAUAUCGAGGUACAUAGAAACAAAGAAGUUUAUUUAGUGGCAUACGCGUCCGCCUACGCUGUAGUUUUGGCAUUCUUGACGGUUCAGUUCAUGUACCGGGCAUGCGUUUUGGCCAGGUAAGCACAGAUAUCCAAUGCUCAACGUACCCCAAAAACGGUUACAGACCCCAAUGGACAAAGCACUUUGACGGCUGGAAACUGAUAUUGUGGAUCGGCUACGCACUCCUAUUCGGUCUUCUCUGGUUCUCCGCUUCUAUUAUCGUGUAUCCGGACGAGAUAUCGUACAACUACGUCAGAAACGAAAUGAUGAGGUCUUAUAGAGUGGAGAUCAAGAAUGUUCCGUGCUUCUUGGUACUCGCUUUUGUGAGUUCUUCCCUAUUGUCUUUCGUAAUCUCUGUUCGAAAACGUUUAGAAUGAGGAAAACAAUCGAAAAGAGAUUCGUUGGAACAGUGUUUUCACGAUUGGCACGGUGACUGGAAUCAUCAGCGUUCAAUACGCUAUCAUGUUAUUCUGUGGCAUCAUUAUGUACCGGAGAACUAAAGGGAAAUUAACGAAUGCGUCGACUUGCUACGAGCGAUUGCAGAAACAAAUGUUCGUUGCUCUGAUCUACCAGGUACCUGUCAUCCAUAGAAACUCGAUCUGGUCUUAGUCCGUUUCAGGUCAGCGCCCCUUCACUCAUUUUCCAUCUGCCCGGAAUGUUCGUUCUUCUCGCUCCUUUCUUCGACUUCAAGUUCAGUUUUCACUCGAGAAUCGUCGUCUACGGCCUGAGCGCCUAUCCCCUUGUCGACUCUCUCAUUCUUCUCCGAGUCAUUUCAGAGUACAAGAUCGCCUACAACAGUAAGCUUUCAGAAGUUUCCAUUCACAUGCAUUGCUUACAGGACUUUUCGCUUGGAUCAUUAAAGAUGUUAUAAAAUGUCUUGGAGGAACUCCUCCGAGUGACCGGCAACAGUCUCAAACGUCAAUUUCUUUAACAGCAUGAUUUUACGAUUCAUAAAUACUCAUUCAUUAAAAGAAACAGAACUUGUAGCGUUUUAUGGUUAUCGGCAGGAUCAGAGGACAAUUAUUGUAAGUUUGUCUGAUUCUUCACCGAUCGCAAGAAAUGUUGCCGAUGUCUGCAAUUCAAAUCACAAGACGUUCUCUUUUGUCUCCUCCUUCCACAAGACUCUGCAACCUCUGGAUAAUCUGCUUGCGUAAUUUCAGUCUCUUUUCAGCGUUCUUUUCUCCUUUCCUUUUCAGAUCCUUUCAAAGAGCAAGCUCGUGAGGUUAUAAAGGUUUGCAGAGGGUUGGUUCUCUGGAGCCGUUCUUCCCGAUUUCUCACUUGCUCCAAAUAUAACCGCGUGCACGAAAUCAUGAGUGUUCCGUCCUGCACCCGUGCCAUUCUCACACUUUGCCCUUACGCAGCAGAGAAAGUAUUUAGGUGGCGCAGAAACGGAAAAAAUGCACCGGAGAGAUCUGUGUUGUUGAGUACUUUUGUUUAUUCAAUAAUAUCCCUAAGGCUACAUACGAAAAACACCGGGCGUGUAGGCCGCAAAACUGCCAAUUAUGUGUUUUUUCAUGUGAGCAUGUAUAACUGCUUCUCCAUAUUUGAAUCGGAGGAGGAACUAAAAGUACUCUUCUAACUUCUAGACUUACAGUAUCUGAGGUAAACUGAGGUAAACGUGCUUUUGAGUAUUGUUUGUUUCUCUUCUGAAACCACUGGGACUAAAGUUGCGCGCCAAUCGCCGUCGCGACAAUCAACUCAAUCCAAUUCAACUCAAAUCAGCCUCUGAUCGCUCUUUACUCACUUCCUUCUCACUUUUCGCAACAUUUUCGCCCGUUUUAGAGCAGGAAAUAAUGGCUCUGGAAGACUCGAUCCACGGACUGAAGGAGUACAAAGCCUUCAACUACUACUUCACGUUCUCCACGCUCAUCGCCAUGUGCCCGUUCUUCUACAUGAUUCCCACUAUCACUGUGAUGUUGCGGAUCUGCAAAACGUACAUGACGGCCAAGAAUCAGCCCAUGGACAGGCACAUAUUCAUGUGUCUGGCACUCAACUUUUUGUUCGUAAGUACACCCCCGGAUCAUCGAAAUUUCAAUAGUCCUUGCAGAGCAUUUCGUUCUUCCUCUUUGAUUAUAUCCGUCUCUCGCUGCCAUCCACCGGCCUCUUCACUUCCUGGUGUGCCGGCAUCGAGCCCAAUCACCACUUCAAAAUCAUCUUCCUCAUCACGUUCUUCUCCAACUAUUGUGUCCUUCUCCUUCCGUUCUUUCUAUGCGUUAUCAGACUUACAAUACUACUCCGUCCGCGGGACAAUUCAUUUGUAAUACUUCAAACUAUCAUCAAAAAGAAAACAACCCAGAUUCAGAUUUGCCCGAAGAUCAUGAUGGUAGCUAUUCCACUUCUCAUUAUAAUUCCAUUCGGAUGCACUGCUUUCAUGAUUCCCGCCGUGGGAUAUUGUCGGAAAAUGGGGCCGCCGCUCGAGUUCGGUGCCAUUUACAUCUACUAUUCGGGAGGAUGGUCAGGGGUAAUCAAGGAAUUCCAGAUCCGGAAGUAGUUUGGUGAUUUUCAGUGGCGCAACUCGUACAUUCACCUUUUCAUGUCCGUCAUUAUGUGCUCCUUAACUAUUGCCGGCUCCGUGGUAAUGUUAUUAAAGCUCAAAAAAGUUACCUCCGCUGCGAAUACUACGUAAGUCGUCUGAUCUGUGUUUUGAUGAAGUUGCACUUGAUUCUUGACUUUAGAUCCGUCAAAACCAAAAAAGCGUCUUCUCGGGCGGAAAAUUCUCUAACGAUCACUAUGAUCGCUUCGAUGAUACCUUUCAUCAACAACACUGUGCUCACGGUACUAUAGUUGCUCAUCUGGAAGAAAACGACGACUUUGAAUGGUUUCAGAUAGUCUACCUAACAUUCCCUGACUAUGUCUACUACCUGAUGAUCUUCCGUCCGUUCGGAAACGACAUCGAAACUGUCAUGAUGCCCUGGAUCCUCUACCUGACACAUCCGAUGUUCCAGACAUCGGAACGGAGGAUCAGCAGUGUCUCCACCGUCUCCAUAAUCAUACCGAAAAGCUCUGCCAUGUAA
Messenger RNA from Caenorhabditis sp. 36 PRJEB53466, 3343 nucleotides. Lineage: Eukaryota; Metazoa; Nematoda; Chromadorea; Rhabditida; Rhabditidae. The record is from the annotation of a GenBank genome assembly.